AACUUCGACGGUUUCCAUUUUCCGAGUUUGUAGCGCUGAAACCCUACAGAGCUGAAAACCCGCGAGAGACCGCCAUAGCCAAGAGAGGAUGGAUCACGUCAAAGCAGCUCCGCAGGCGACUCUCCAGCAGCAGACUUAUCAGAAACUGAAGCGGAAGAUCGAAGACCUCGACAUAAAAAUUGCAGAGCAGCUGAAGCCCGUCGACGAUCACAUCAAUUUCACACUCCAUAAAGCGUACUUCAAGUGCGCGUGCGAAUGCUAUGAGACGAAGAAGAAGGGCGAGAUAAACAGCUGUAUUGAGAAUUGCGUCGUGCCGGUUCUUACUGCCAAUUACCACUACAGGAGCGAGACUGCUAAGUUUCAGGACAAGAUAAACCGGUAUCUUAAGGUUUGCCAGGACAAGUACUUUGCAGCUAUGCUUCCAACAGCUGGACCAGACGACAUGGCCACCGUGGAGUCCUGUUUCGAUGGAGCAAUCGCGAAAACCACAAAAUGGCUUCCAAACGUGGUCAAAAACCUCAAAGCAACGACUUAGAUCAGAGACGAGAUGUAGCAAGUGACCACAUGAUCAUAACAACCACCACUGCUCAUUUCCAGCAACAGGAAAUUUCUGAAUAUGGUUUUUAGGAAGCGAAAAGACGAGAUGCGCUUGAAUCGUCCUUUGACAAGCAUUCAUUUUGUAGUUAAAUGAACAUGAUGUUACAGUAAUUGCAGAUAUUUCUGUGUAGUUCUGUUUCACGACACUUCGAGCACAAUGCCAUGACCGCAAUCGAUUUGUCGAUUGCAGUGAAGGGAAUAUAAAAGGCUGGCUACUGAAAGAGUUCUAUUCAUGUUCCAUAGCUUACUGUAGAUUCUUGAACAGGUUUUGGUACUGGUGUUAAGCCUGUCAAAGGAUUCAAGUAGUUGGUUUUAUUUUCAUGUGGAAAUGGUUUGUGGGUUAAAUCGAAAUUGAAAAAAUUCGCAUUUGGUUAGAUUUGGUCCGAUCCAAUUUGGUUUCGUUAUACGAUUAAUCGAUUUGGUUGGAUUUAAUUCCGGGUCAGAUACCAUGAACAUGGCCGGUUUGGAAGAUGUCACUAAGAUUGGGGGUUGGUCCUAGAAAAAAUAAAAGAUCACGAACUCGUUUGAUAAGAGUAUGGAAAUCCAGGGACCAAAGGCGUGAAGAAAAUAAUAUCAGGUGA
Molecule: messenger RNA, 1178 nt
Organism: Linum trigynum
Lineage: Eukaryota; Viridiplantae; Streptophyta; Magnoliopsida; Malpighiales; Linaceae
Source: the annotation of a GenBank genome assembly